Messenger RNA from Paramecium primaurelia, 346 nucleotides. NCBI's taxonomy places the organism in Eukaryota, Ciliophora, Oligohymenophorea, Peniculida, Parameciidae. The record is from the annotation of a GenBank genome assembly.
AUGAUCUUUAUAAAUCAAUUUAUUGUAAGAGUAAUGGAGUAGCAUAUUGUAUAAUUCAUCCUACCCCUACUUGGCUAUUCUAUAUUUCUUAAUUAUUUCUUUAAUGUUAUAAUUUACAUGUUAUUUUGGAGGAUAUACUAAAAGAAAAGUAAGAAAUAUAUAGCUAAGUAUAGCCUUCUUAUCAUUACAUAGCUUUAAUUCUAUAUAUUAUUUUUUUUGGAUUUACACUGCAUAUUUAUGGCUCUUAUUUUAGGAAUCUUCUACAGGUAUUCAAAAUUUUAAAUAAUAGAUUGUGCAAUUAUAAUUAUUAGCACUGCCAUGUUAAUGGUCAUUAUAAAAUUAUUGA